AUGUCGCAGACUGUUGGAAAGACCCGUCUCGCCUUCUCCCGAACAUGGCACUACGUCGACGUCGGCAGUGACCCUCGCAGUCUGGGUCGACUUGCCUCCUCUAUUGCCCUCACCCUCAUGGGCAAGAACAAGCCCGUCUACGACCCCUCCACCGACUGCGGUGACUAUGUCGUCGCCGUCGGCUGCCACGACCUCCGCGUCACCGGCAAGAAGCGCUUCCAGAAGAAGUACUACACUCACAACACCCGCCCCGGUAGUCUGCGGAGCAUGACUAUGGACAAGAUGUUUGAGAAAUGGGGUGGUGGUGAGGUCCUCCGUCGUGCUGUUCGCGGCAUGUUGCCCAAGAACCGCUUGCGGGAUAAGCGCUUGGCUAGGCUGAAGACUUUCGAAGGUCUCGCCCACCCCUACAAGGAGAAUAUCGUCAAGCUUAACGGACAGUCGGUCAUCGGAAACUUGCCCGAGGUGAAGGAGGCGUUUAAGACGGCCAAGACCGAUGCGUAA
Messenger RNA from Aspergillus tubingensis, 501 nucleotides. RefSeq names its product mitochondrial 54S ribosomal protein uL13m. Bases 1 to 501 code for a protein of 166 amino acids. The record is from RefSeq and is a predicted model, not a curated record. Gene Ontology annotation, molecular function: mRNA binding; structural constituent of ribosome. Gene Ontology annotation, biological process: negative regulation of translation; translation. The transcript has 3 exons. Lineage: Eukaryota; Fungi; Ascomycota; Eurotiomycetes; Eurotiales; Aspergillaceae. Gene Ontology annotation, cellular component: mitochondrial large ribosomal subunit; ribosome.